AUGGAAACGGAGCCUGUCCAGGAUAAUCCUGAGGUCUGCCUCAAGACGGUCGUGGAGCCCAAAGUGAUUGACGAAUCGGUAAUAAAAUCGAGACGUCUAACCCAAGACUUCCAUCAGCUCAGACAGCAAUGCCUGGAUGAGGGGCGUCUCUUCGAAGAUCCCGAGUUUCCAGCUUCCGACGUGGCCCUGGUCAUCUCCGAAAAAUCAGACAGACUCAUCGAAUGGAAGCGCCCUAAGGAUUUAGUCGACGACCCCCAGUUCUUCGUCGACGGCUUCUCCAGGUUCGACGUCGAGCAAGGCGAGCUCGGCGAUUGCUGGAUGCUCUCCCCCCUGGCCAACCUGACGAUGAAUCCCAACUUGUUCUGCAAAAUCAUACCCCGGGACCAGGGCUUCGGAGAAAAUUACGCCGGCAUAUUCCACUUCAGGUUCUGGCAGUACGGCAAGUGGGUCGACGUCGUCGUCGAUGAUCGGCUGCCAUUGUUGAACGGCCAGUUGUUGAACCUGAAAUCGGGCACGAGCAACGAAUUUUGGACUCCUCUGCUGGAAAAGGCCUACGCAAAGCUGCACGGCUGCUACGAGUGUCUCAAGGGUGGUUCGGCCCUGGAGGCCAUGGUGGACCUGACUGGUGGCGUUGCCGAGAUGAUCGAUAUGGCCAACGCCCCACCCGAUCUAUUCGAUAUUUUGCUCAAGGCGUACGAGAGAAACUCCCUCAUGGGCUGCUCGGUCGAGGCGGAUCCCCAUAUAGUGGAACUCCGUAUGCCGUCGGGUUUGAUCAAGGGUCACGCUUAUAGUAUCACCAAAGUGAAAGUGAUAGAUAUUGUCGAGCACGGUGAUACGAAGCCACUUCAGCUGCUGAGAAUAAGGAACCCGUGGGGUAACGAGGACGAGUGGAAUGGCGACUGGAGUGACUACUCUCUGUCGUGGAGGAAGGUCCCUGCGGAUGUUAAAAAGAAAUUAUGCCUAACUUUCGACACUGACGGUGAAUUCUGGAUGUGCUUCGAGGAUUUCAAAAAAGAAUUUGCACACAUUGAAAUUUGCAACUUGAAUCCGGAUUCCUUGACGGAGGACGAUUUGAACGCCGGAAAGAAAAAGUGGAAAACUAGUAUGUUUGAGGGCGAAUGGGUAAAAGGAGUCACUGCCGGUGGUUGCCGAAACUACUUGGAAACUUUCUCGUGUAACCCGCAGUAUCGCAUCACGUUGGAGCAUCCCGAUGAAGGUGACGACAAGUGCACCGUCAUUAUCGCGUUGAUGCAAAAACAUAGAAGAGCUAUGAGGAAAAUUGGUGCUAGUACCCUGGCUAUUGGUUUCGCAGUCUAUCACUUGAAAAAUCCAGAUGAGCUGCCAAAGCCUUUGGAUACGAAUUUUUUCAAGAAACACAGGGUUGUGGUUCCAAACUGCUUAUUUACUAACAUGCGAGAAAUAACGUAUCGUGCUAAAUUACCGCCUGGAGUUUACUGCAUAAUUCCUAGUGCUUUUGAACCAAGCGAAGAAGGGGAAUUCUUACUCCGAAUAUUCUCUGAAAACAAACACAGCAUGGAAGAAAACGAUGAAAAAGUCGGAGUUGGGGAGGUUGACGAAAGGGUACGUAUUGGUAACUAUUGUAAUAUAAAUGAUAAUGUCNAAUUUUAUUUCUAUUAUAUUUCAUCCAACUUUGAAUUUUUACUUUUCUUUAAAAAAAAAAAAAAAGUUUUUUACUGUGUUAUAUAUUGUUUUGUAGAAAUGCAGGACCAAGGCUUCAACGAAGAUAUUUGCCAAAGUAUCAUUGCUAUGCUCGACAAAGACAGUACUGAAAAAUUGAAUUUCGAGGAGUUUACCAGUCUGUGGAACGACAUCAGAAUGUGGAGGGCCGCCUUUCACCUGUACGACAAAGACGGUUCGGGCAAUUUGAGCGCAUUUGAACUGCGACGUGCGUUGAACAGCGCCGGUUACCGAUUGAACAGCAGAGUACUCAAUGUUUUGGUGCGCCGAUACGGUACCGAGGAAGGAACUAUAUCGUUUGACAAUUACAUCAUGUGUGCGGUCCAACUGAAAACUUUAAUCGGUAAAGAGAUGCCGGAAUACGAUCUAGCAGAUUUAUUGGAUUCUGGCAAUCUCGGCAUCUCUGGAGAUAAUUGCUCCAAAUGGAGUUUAGAUAUCUAA
Messenger RNA from Copidosoma floridanum, 2139 nucleotides. Its product is annotated as calpain-B. Gene Ontology annotation, cellular component: cytoplasm. Lineage: Eukaryota; Metazoa; Arthropoda; Insecta; Hymenoptera; Encyrtidae. Gene Ontology annotation, biological process: proteolysis. Gene Ontology annotation, molecular function: calcium-dependent cysteine-type endopeptidase activity; calcium ion binding. The record is from RefSeq and is a predicted model, not a curated record.